UUCGCUGUGCAGAGUGCACUGAGAUUUCCAUACAAAUUUAUCAAAAAGCCCGGAGAAUGGUUUACAUUAGUAUAGGAGUAUUUAGUAUAGUGAUUCUAGUUUUAGUAAUUGGAUUAUCAGUAGGAUUAAGAGCAACUCCAUUCAAAGGAAGCGAUGUCCUGAAUUUUGCGCCGUUAGUAGACGGACACAAUGAUUUACCCUGGAAUCUUUACGACAAGUUAGCUAAUAAUUUAAGCGCUUUAAAUUUUGAUACCGAUCUUUCAAAUGAUCCUUUUAUGGGUUAUAAAGACGCAAUUCAAUUGACAUUACGCCAAAUCGAUAUGAUAAAGAGGCUAGUCAAUAAAUAUCCGUCUAAAUUAGAAUUUGUGACAAAUUCAUACGAUAUUGAAAGAGUCUGGAAGAAUAAUAAAAUAGCGUCGAUGAUUGGAAUUGAAAGUGGACAUGCUAUAGAUUCAAGUCUUGCUGUACUUAGACUUUACCAUGAACUUGGAGUUCGUUAUAUCACGCUAACACACAAUUGCAAUACUCCUUGGGCUGACGCAUCAAUUAAAAAAAAUAACGGAGUUGUAAUGGUGAAUUUUUACAAUUUGUUUGUCAAUUGCAAUCGAUCUAGAGAUACAACAAUUGAAGAUGUCGUCGCGCAUAUUAAUUACAUAAGAAAUUUAAUUGGACCCGAUCACGUCGGUAUCGGCAGCGAUUAUGAUGGAGUCGAUGAGACUCCAAAAGAUUUAGAAGAUGUGUCAAAGUAUCCAAAAUUAUUUGACCGACUUUACGAGUCCAGAGAAGGCGAGCCGACUUGGACGCGCGCUGAUUUAGAAAAACUUGCAGGAAGAAAUUUAAUCCGCGUUUUUGAAGAUGUUGAAAAAGUUCGUGAUUCUUUAAAGUCUGAACUAGCAAGUGAUAUGACUAUCGACGGACAUGAUCUGGAAAUAGCCAUGAAAAAUGAAGGACUUACUCCUGGAGCCUGUCAAACUGCCAAUGAAUGGAAAGGAAUUAAU
Messenger RNA from Cotesia congregata, 998 nucleotides. NCBI's taxonomy places the organism in Eukaryota, Metazoa, Arthropoda, Insecta, Hymenoptera, Braconidae. The record is from the annotation of a GenBank genome assembly.